AUGCUUAUACGAACACUUAAGAAACGACAGGUCAUCAGACACAUCACUUCAAUAACUUCAUUAACAACAUAUCAACAAUCGCCAUCAAUCUUAUUAUAUUCAAUACCUACCCCAUCAUCAAAACCAUCACAACAACAACAUCAACAUCAACAGAAAAAGGCAAAUAUAGGGAAAAUAAUAGAUCAUCUUCGAAACAUAAUACCAGAUGCUUUACAUACAGUUUCUGAUUCUCAGUAUCUUGAUGAUGAUAUAAUAUUAAGAGUUGCACCAACUAUAACAAAUUUACCAAUUUUAAAAGGUCGAGUAUCAUACUUGACAACCCUUAAGGCAACACAAUUUAUAAUGACGAACUUUUUAUUGAAUCCAAAAGUUAAAUUACAUAUAACUGAUAUAAAAGUAGAGGAUCAUGGUGAAUUUAGUUCAAAUCUGGGUUCAAGUAUUGGGAAAUCAGGAUAUGGGAUAUAUGAAUGGAGUACAAAAAUUGUAUUUAAAUGGAGAACUUGCUUAGAUGAAUGUGAACAUCUUGUGGAAAGAUCAAGUACGGCAAAGCAAGGUUCUCAUAUAUUUGAUAAAUUUGAUAUCAAAAAACUUUGGGGACAAGAUACUUCAAUGCAAAAAGAAAAUUUUAUUGAUGAUGGUACUGUUAAAAAAUAUGAUGAUGAUGGAUUUGAAAGAGUUAUUUAUGGGAUUUUUGUAUUUGAAUUAGAUCCUAAUUGUGAAAAGAUUAUUGUUCAUAAUGUUGAAAAUAUUGAAAUGUAUGAUAAGAAGGAUUUUAUUAAUGAUAUUGAUAAUCUUGCAAGGUUAUAA
Molecule: messenger RNA, 807 nt
Organism: Hansenula ciferrii
Lineage: Eukaryota; Fungi; Ascomycota; Saccharomycetes; Phaffomycetales; Wickerhamomycetaceae
Gene: MCO32
Product: Mco32p
Exons: 1
Coding region: 1-807 (268 amino acids)
Source: RefSeq, a predicted model, not a curated record